Porites lobata is the source of this 4822-nucleotide messenger RNA. Lineage: Eukaryota; Metazoa; Cnidaria; Anthozoa; Scleractinia; Poritidae. The record is from the annotation of a GenBank genome assembly.
GAAAUUGAAAACACCGCGCUGGAUUAUUUAGUUGUAAAUAUGAGCUUAGAUUUUUAUCGUUUUUACGUAGGAUUUUUACUAGUUUUUACUUCUUUUACUAUAGAUUCAAGUUUUAGUAGCUUUCUAAGAGCUUUAGUUAAAGAUCCAGUCGGAAUCGAGCUUUGUAAACGGUCUUGUCAUGGGAGAAACACUACUACGUCUUGUAACAAACACAUGUUGAAUGAAACUACAAGUGGAAGAUGUUGUAUUAAUAAAGGAUCCGUCGUGGGGUAAGUAAGGAUUUAAACCGAUCUUCAGCGGUUGUAGAUACACUAUUUGAUUCUUAACUUAAUUUCCUUGAUAUGGUUAUCCAUAGUGUAAUAUAUACAUCCUCUUCAAAUCGUGCUCUUUUAAAAAUCAGAUCUUGCUGAAAGUACUUUAAAAAAAACUAUCAGGCGAAACCAGUAUUCAGCCUGGUUUGAUUCCAGUCUCUGGAGACAAAGGGAAUUCUGGUUUAACCUGAGAACAGAUUUUUACUUGCAGAAUACACAAUAUGUAAAUACUGUCACCCAAUUUAAGAAUGAAAUGUUCAUACUCUAGAAUUAGAAAUACACUACUUGGAUUUUUCACAUGCCUCUGGUAAACUGUCUAGGCGUGGAUUGUGUUUCAAACCUUAUGGCAUUCAUGUGAUUAAGCCAAAGAAGAGGACCUGGAGACAUUGCCUAUUCCCAGACCCUCUAUUUUCUCUUUAGAGAUCGUCAAGAGCAUGUAUGAAAAUAUAAACCAUGGGCCACUUGCGCAAAGGGGUGGUGGCUGGGAAAAGAGAAAAUAGAUGGUGUGUGGACAUCUUUGGGAGCAACUGAAAUUUGCUUUUCCCAGGAAAAGCAAAUUACUAUUGAUAGUCGUCUUGAAAAGUCCUUGAACGUGACUAUUUUGUUUCCGUGACAUCAGUGUAUAGUGGAACAAAAAUAAGCGCUCAGUAUCAACACCAUGUCAACAACUUAUCAUGCUACCAACAUGUGAGUUGAAGUGCUUGUUAUCACCUCCGAAGCAGUCUGUGCAGAUAUGAUUUAACAAACGUGAGACUUCAAUUGUCACUCUUUUGUUUGAUCAUUUACCUUAGUGUCAGCGAAUGCAAAGGUGUUAAUGAUAAGGUGUUGACAUGCGGAAGGGACUAAAUAAACCUCUUUUUUCCCAAAGAUGUCCACAGACAUUCUUUUCUUUUCUCUCUUGCACUCCACCCUCAUUUUGAUGCCUUGCACUAGUUCUUGCGUGCUUACUUUGUUCACAUGCAUGUCAAUUUUUGAUGGGGAAAAGAAAGCACUGUCUGUGUACAGGCUAUUGGGGACAUUCAGAUUUGAGGAAGAGUACUCAACUGAGCAUAAAUAAAUCUUUUUAAAAGAUAAUAAUAUUAUUUUCAGUAUCGUUUUUUUCCAAGAGUUUUAUUGCACAGACCUCUUCUUCCAUCCCGUUAAGAGCUGUGGCUAAAUAAUAUUAAUUUCAUUUACCAGUUGUCUGCAAGCAGAAGACGGAAUUGAACAGCUAGGAAGUUCUUUUACUUCUAUGUUCCCUCUGUUUCCUUUUAAACUACUACAGCUGUAUAGCCGGAGGUCAUGCCCACAGUAGUUGGGGAAAACCCUUGGUACCCACACACAGCGACAGCCCUGCUAUUGCUGAACGUUUUCUAGGGAGGCUCUAACAAUAGGAGUGAUGUGAGAAGUGAUUAUCCCUGUAUACUCCUGUAUAGUCCAAUCGGAUGGUCUCUAUUGCGCCCACUGGAGUCUACAAGUGAGAUUCGCGUAUUGUACAUGUACAUUUGUCAAAAAGGAUUGUAUUAUUGAAAGAGAAAAUGGAAAGAGUUUACUGAGGAGGUGGUGCCAUUUACAUUCCCCAAUUUUGCUCAGAUAACUGACAAGUGUAAUUUUCUUUGUUGUGUUUUUUAGACUAGACCUUAGCAACUGCACAUUAAAGAUCAUGCCUACUCUAAAGGCUGUUCAAACUCUUAGAUGGCUGUAAGUAUACAGCACAGUGUAUUAUUACCAAAGAAACAAUCGAGCAAAGCCAAUGCACAAUAUACACCCUGUAUAAUUUAUGGUGUUGUAUGCUAGCAUUCUUGUGUCACCCCUAAUAGUAAAUUUAUUGAUGAUGAUAACUGAUACAGUUAUAACAAAUUUGAUUUCAGGUUAAAAUUUUUAACCUACUGCUCUAGGUUUAUUCUCAAUUUUCUUUGUGUGAGGGCAAUAAGACCAAAGGAACCAGCCAAAGUUAAUUCAAAAUUAACCGGAAAAAAACUCAACCUGUAACUCAUAUUAUGUACAUGUACAUAAAAUGUUGCUGCAACUACAUUGUAUUUAUUUUUGCUUCACACAUUACAUUAAUCACACAUUAUGUUAACUACAUGUAUACUGCACAUACAAAGAUACAAAACAAUAUUUGUUUGGCCCCUUCAUACGGUAUACAUGUACAAUGUACUUUGGAGAAAGAUUUUUUAAAAUUUGCUUUUUUAUUACAUUUUUCAAACCUUAGGGACUGGAAUAAAAUAACAGUGUGUAUACUAAAAUGUAGACCUGUAUAUGUAAAUUGAGUCAACCAUCAAGUAAUAUUUAAAAAAAUAAUAAUGUACACCCAUUACGGUUUUAACGACUCAUUUGCUGUAGCUGGCAUAUUCUGUAGUACAUCUAAAGUUUUAAGUCUGUUACUAUUUGAUAAUUUAAAGAUGAUAUGACCCAUUUCAGGUAUUUGCAGGACAAUCCCAACCUAGAAUGUACUGGCAAAACAUUCCUUGGUAGUUUUAAAGGCUUGAAGAACCUUUCAGAAGUGUAAGUGUAAGUCCAGACUUACUCCAUUUACUCCCAGUUGUGGCUAAAGACAAAAUUCGACAAAAAUUCUAGACUCAUUAAUUUUGUAAAAUGCUGAAAUGCUAAAGACGUUUCAUUUGAAUGGUCUCGCAGGGUUCCUCAUAACUCACACUUAAUGAGGCAGACCACAGUCUGGUUUUAGUGAUUAGCUUCAAACACCUGCUUGUUUUUAACAACCUCUCUCAAAGUAACUAAAAUACAUGUACGAAUUCAGGAACCAGUUGUAAGGAAAGUCUGGUAAUAAUUAUCCUUUGUUUACCCUGGGCAGUAUUUAUUUUACUGAUGCUAGUGGAGCCAAGCAAAUGCCUGAAACAAAUAGUUCUGAUGAAACUUAACAGGGUAAAGAAUCUGAACUGGCUGGAGGUAAACCAGUUGGCUUUUUACAAGCAUGGUUGAGGAUUUGAACUCGGGAAUACCGAGAGCAAAUCCAGCUAGCGGUCAGGGCAGGGCUUGAACUUGAGCCAUGCUGACUCCUCCUGAUCAUGGACAACAUUUUUCUCAAAGACUUACCUCAGUGAAUUGUGAGUUCAGAAAUGUCUAUUAGGAGGGUUUACCUCGGUGUAGGAACCUGGGAACUUUUUCUUUGUUUUGUACCUUUUGUUUUUCUAGGUUUUUUAUUGUGAUGACUUAUUUGUUUUCUUUGUUUUACGUCACCGGAGAGUUGAACAGGUUCUUACACCGAGGAUGAGCCUAUUAAGAGGUAUUAGGCUUUACAAAAUAAUAACUAAUUCAAUUGUAUAUUUUGCUUUUAGGGUUUUGCCAAGAAGUUGUAAUUGUACAGGAGGCAAUGAUUUAUGGAAAAACUCCUUUGUUAAUGGCUCUGAAAGAUGGUGUGAAGGGCAGAAGGCAGAUGCCUGUAAAGUCCUCAAUGGUACAGUGAUUUUGUUUAUUACAACUACCAACUGAUGGAUUCAAACUUUGAAUAAUAAAUUCAUUAAUGCAAUCUUGGGGGGUAUGCUUGACCUGCCCUGACUGCAACAGCAAGAAGUACAUGUCCCAAGGAUUGUUACUACUUCAUCUCAAUGCAACCCCCAGAAAAAUGUCACCGGUGCCCAUAUAUACACUGUACAACAGAACACCUGAUCCCAGUUGUUUAAAAUGCCAAAUAUUGCUAUUCACCUGGUAAGUCAUUACUCAGCGGAUAAGUACAUUCCUGUACAUUUAUCAGGGAAACCAAUAAAAUAUUAUUGCACUAUCCUAUACGUAGCUACAGUAUGGAUAAAGAUCUAGUGGAUAGCCUUGUCCACCUUUUGAAUAAAUAAGAGAAACAUUAUUACAUUGUAAUGACAAUAUUGUUGCACUUUCAUGUUUGUGAACCACAGACUUUAAUUCCUUUUUUUAGUCACUUGUCCUGCAAAUGCCGAUUGUUUUCCCAAUGGACCUGGGUCCACAGAAUGUUUAUGCCAAGCGGGGUGGUUUGGUUAUAAAUGUUUAGUCAAGGUAAGAUUAUUUUUUGUGUGUGUUGUGGUUUAAUUCCAAUGGAUACUCCAGAUUUCAAGUGAAGGAGAUGAAAAAUCAAAACCCAAAACAAUCCCAUGCUGAAUUUCCGAGCGUUAAAAAUUUCCAGUAAGCAAAACAAGUUUGGUUGUACUUUAUUAGCAAAGCCAUGCGGCCAGGAUAUGCGGGCACUACUAUGAAUCUUCAGAUCGUUUGAAAUACCCCCAAAAAUCCCUACUUAAAUCAAGCCACUCAGAGAAUUACUUGCCUAAUUUUUCUACCCCAAAAAUCCCAGAAUCGAAAAUUUAAAACCCCAAAACAUCCUUUGAUCAUCCCCAUCACUUCAAAUCCUGAGGACCCCCCCCCCCACCCCCCCGGGUUUAAUCAAAUUACCUUGGUUUAAAAUUUUAAUGUUUAUUUCCUGUUUUCUCCUUGUUUCCUUUUAGCCUGGGUUUCCUUGGAUGAUUAUCUUUCUUCCUAUUGCUGGAGUAACCUUGUUUCUGAUAGUUCUUAUUUCACUACAUCAAAGAAAAAGGUACUAUUUUUAG